GGCGAGCAGAUGACUGGCCCGCAGCGCCGGGCGGGGCUAUUUAAGACGCAGCCUCCAGCUCGCCGCCCUGAACUUGGCUCGGCUCCCCGCCGCUCCGGUCCAACUGCGAAGCCAGCGGCGUCCUACUCCGAAGCCAUGAACAGCGGCGUGUGCCUGUGCGUGCUGAUGGCGGCCCUGGCGGCGGGCGCCCUGGCGCAGCCCGUGGCCCCGCCGGACUCGGAGGGCCCCGGGGCACAGCGGGACGAGGAGGCGACCCGGAGGCAGCUGAGGGCAGUGCAGAGGCUUGACGGCGAGCCCCGAGCGCACCUGGGCGCGCUGCUGGCCAGAUACAUCCAGCCGUCCCGGAAAGCAGCUCCUUCUGGCCGAAUGUCCCUGAUCAAGAGCUCGCAGAGCCGGGACCCCAGAUACAACACAGGUGACCGGGACUACAUGGGCUGGAUGGACUUCGGCCGGCGCAGCGUCGAGGAGUAUGAGUAGCCCUCCUAGCGCCCCGGCCCCGCAUCAGGGCCCCAGGAAGCGCCCUCCUGACUCCCAGGGGGCAGAAAAACAACACAAUCACACUCACAACUGUUGUCUCUGAAGUCGGGCAUUUUCAGCGUCUAUUUAUUAAGGUUCUCAAUGUGAAAAGUCUGGAGGUUGUCUGGCGCAGCCACGCACCUCAGCAGAAUCGUACGAAUGGAAGACACACAUUCCCCUCCCCCGUGAUCCCUGGUCCCAAAGUGUUGCUGUGCUAUUAAAGUGAUUUCAUCCCGCA
Messenger RNA from Phyllostomus discolor (pale spear-nosed bat), 754 nucleotides. It is a transcript of the gene CCK, whose product is annotated as cholecystokinin. The record is from RefSeq and is a predicted model, not a curated record. Gene Ontology annotation, molecular function: neuropeptide hormone activity. Bases 10 to 477 code for a protein of 155 amino acids. Gene Ontology annotation, biological process: digestion. NCBI's taxonomy places the organism in Eukaryota, Metazoa, Chordata, Mammalia, Chiroptera, Phyllostomidae. The transcript has 3 exons. Gene Ontology annotation, cellular component: extracellular region; axon.